This is a messenger RNA of Lactuca saligna, 824 nucleotides long. Lineage: Eukaryota; Viridiplantae; Streptophyta; Magnoliopsida; Asterales; Asteraceae. The record is from the annotation of a GenBank genome assembly.
AUGGGUGGUUUUGACGAUCAUGGUGGGAUAAUUGGCGAUUGGAUGCCUCCGAGCCCUAGCCCUAGGUCUUUUUUUGCAGCUGUGUUGGGGGAUGAUCCUGGUUCAAGAUCAGUACCCGACCCUCCAAAAAACGAUACCAAUAAAGACACCGGGUUCACUUUCCCUGGACCAAAUCCCCAAAUCGGGUCUGAAAAUGGCGAUGCGACAAAAUCAACUAGAGCUGGUCAUAAUGCUCCUAGGUUGAAUACAGAGAUUAUAAAAUCUUCUGAUAAUUCACAAACUCAACAAUCUCCAUAUUUAUUUUCACCUGGUGUUAGCCCAACUUCUUUUCUGGAAUCACCUGUUUUCCUUUCCAACUCAUUGGUUCAACCAUCUCCAACUACUGGAAAGUUCCAAUUUGUUCCAAAUGGUAAUGGUAGAAGCUCCAUGAUGUUCUUGGAUUCCUCUAAUAGGCUGCAAAAGAAACCAUGGACCCUGAACUCAUUGACUUUGUUGACUGGCAGAAGGUGGCUGAAAAAAUGGCUUUCUUACAUCCUGUUGAAGUCAAACUUGUUCCCAUGUGUGCUGUCAUUUUUAUUUUUUCCUUCUUCUUCCAAAGAUCAUCAAGCAAUAGAUAUCCUUUUAGCAGAGAUCAAUAUAUAUGAGCUUUUUGCUUUGAAACAUUAUUGGGGAAGAAGAGCUUGAUGAGAGAAUGUGUGACCUAAAUCUUUUAUCAAAUUCUCACUUUUGGAGGUGGCCAUAAGAAAAGGAUCCACCAGGAACAGGAAAAACACAAACAAUUCUUGGGAUUCUUAGUGCCAUAUUACAUACCAACUAAGUCUCUU